AUGCUGGAAUUGAGGGUUGGAACACAGUUCCAGGUGUUUAUAAUUUCGCGUAUGCUCACGAGAGUACAGGAGCUUCAGCGGAAGCAGCAAGUGCAGAGAAUACUGGUACUGCAGAGAGAGUGGUGGUUCAGUGCUUAUCUGUUGCAGACGGGGAGCUUCUUAUGGUGGAUGCAACAGCGGUGGCUGGAGCAGGUUCAGCAGCAGCAGGAGGGGUUUCACCUUCUGUAUCUCAUCUUGAGAUUAGCAGACACCCCGCCGACGUCAACCAACUACGGUAAAAACUUCACUAACCUUCCGGCACUGGUAACAUCCAUCUCAUCAGCCAUCAUCGAGCAGUUGCCUUCCAGCACCACCUCCGGCACUCCUGCUGGGACUGCUGGCGCUGGCGCUGCUGCUGCUGGUGCUGCUGCUGCUGGUGCUGGCGCUGCUGAUGCAGCACAGCCUACUUCGACAGGCACAGCAGGACAGGAGUCGACGAGGGGUUCAGGGAGAGAGGGAGAGCGAGCAGGAGGGGUAUAUUUUGACGAGCCUCAGCGUGGUUCAGUCGGUGGUAUGGGGGGAGGGGAAGGGAUUGUUUACCCUCCCAUUCCUGCAGGUCCGCUGUAUGAUGACUUGCAUCCAGGAGGGGGAGCUGGGAUCAUGCCUUCAAGACCUGGUUUUGGUGGAGGAAGCAUGCUUGUAGGGCCUCAUGAUCCAAGGUGGGGCCCAACUUUUCCAGGAGGAGUUGGAGGAAUGGGACCCUUGCCUCCGGGAAUGCCGUCAGGGGCUCGCUUUGAUCCGUUUGGUCCUCCAGGGAUUCCGGGCUUCGAGCCUGGCAGAUUUGGGGAUGGACGUCCAAGGCCUAGGGGUCCUCCUGGUGGAGGUGUUCAUCCUGACAUGCAACAUUUUCCAGGCUCAGAUGAUUUCCUCUAG
Closterium sp. NIES-65 is the source of this 912-nucleotide messenger RNA. Lineage: Eukaryota; Viridiplantae; Streptophyta; Zygnematophyceae; Desmidiales; Closteriaceae. The record is from the annotation of a GenBank genome assembly.